This is a messenger RNA of Acyrthosiphon pisum (pea aphid), 621 nucleotides long. RefSeq lists its product as uncharacterized. NCBI's taxonomy places the organism in Eukaryota, Metazoa, Arthropoda, Insecta, Hemiptera, Aphididae. The transcript has 3 exons. Bases 47 to 466 code for a protein of 139 amino acids. The record is from RefSeq and is a predicted model, not a curated record. Gene Ontology annotation, molecular function: nucleic acid binding; zinc ion binding.
UAUUGCGCUGACAUCCUCUAAAUAUUUCGUCUUUUUUCUUUGUAGAAUGAACAGAAAAGUCCAAACAAAGGUGAAUAAUAUCACCACCAUUAAUUUUAACGGGGCGGUGCAGACCGUGCACCUCGCCCCUGUUGCGCCUGUGGCACCGCCGGCCGAGACCGCCACCGCCGCGCGCCAUCCGCCGACGACGCGAAAGGCGCCCAAACGUCGAUGUUAUAGGUGCAACCGUACCGGCCACGCCAUCCGGCAAUGCCUCGCCCCCAGAACAACAAGGAGGAAGCCGUGGACACCAGCCGUAGGACGUGGGGGUUCGUCGUCGACGUCCAUGACGGUGAGGCCGCCGCGGAGUCUGCGUGCAAAGUCGAGGACACGCACACCGACUCCCGAACUCCAGCCACUCGGAACGUCGACGCCGAUGAGAUCACCCCCCGUAAGUAACAUUUUUAAUCCUAAUAGUGCUAAAUAAAUACAAAAUUGUAGGAUAUGAAUGAAAGUACACCAGGCCACAUGUGGUAUUGGAGAGACCACAUUAAGUUGUGAAUUGGAGAAUACCAUUUAAGAGAAUACCAGAAUUUAAUGCCAUGUUUAAUUUGUUUAUACAAACUGUAGACGCCCUAUGAA